Molecule: messenger RNA, 1630 nt
Organism: Aplosporella prunicola CBS 121167
Lineage: Eukaryota; Fungi; Ascomycota; Dothideomycetes; Botryosphaeriales; Aplosporellaceae
Exons: 7
Coding region: 287-1630 (447 amino acids)
Biological process (GO): protein dephosphorylation
Molecular function (GO): cation binding; protein serine/threonine phosphatase activity
Source: RefSeq, a predicted model, not a curated record
GUUACCGAGAGCCUAGAAGUUCAUCCUGCCCUCUCCACGCGACACCUCGCACAUACUCGCUGCACCUAUUUCGCGCCCUCAUCUGCCUUCAUCUGCGCCCCCGGACUCGGUUUGCCCAGUCUCACUCAUCCUCGCCGCAUCUUUGUUCGCCACUCCGCCUGCCAAUUCCAACCCCGCCCCGCCAGCGAGUUUUCAACCUUUAUGCGCCAUCAAUAGCCCGGACACGCCUCAUACAACCACCGCCGCCCUCCUGCCACCUUUGCACUUCCUAACCCCAUAGACCGCCAUGGGUCAAACUCUGUCUGAGCCCGUCGUCGAUAAGAAAUCCGACCACGGCCAGGAUGAUCGCGUCUUCUUCGGAGUUUCUUCAAUGCAGGGAUGGCGCAUCUCCAUGGAAGAUGCGCACGCCUGCGUACUUGACCUCAAGCCCGAGGGUGCCGACUCCGAGGACAGCAAGCCCACCGCCGCCGACCUCCGGCUGAGCUUCUUCGGCGUCUACGACGGCCAUGGAGGCGACAAGGUAGCGAUCUACACGGGCGAGAACUUGCACAAGAUCAUCGCGAAGCAAGACGCCUUCAAGGAAGGGAACAUUGAGCAGGCUCUGAAGGACGGCUUCCUCGCCACCGACCGCGCGAUCCUCAGCGACCCCAAGUACGAGGAAGAAGUCUCUGGCUGCACGGCUUCCGUCGGCGUCAUCUCCAAUGACAAGAUCUUCGUCGCCAACGCCGGUGAUUCCAGGAGCGUCCUCGGAAUCAAGGGCAGGGCGAAGCCGCUGUCCUUUGACCACAAGCCCCAGAACGAAGGCGAGAAGGCAAGAAUUACCGCGGCCGGCGGUUUCGUUGACUUUGGUCGCGUGAAUGGCAACCUUGCGCUCUCUCGCGCCAUUGGCGAUUUCGAGUUCAAGAAGAGCGCCGAUCUGCCCCCAGAGCAACAAAUCGUCACUGCCUUCCCCGACGUCACUGUCCACGACAUGUCCGACGAUGAUGAGUUCCUCGUCAUUGCUUGCGACGGCAUCUGGGAUUGCCAGUCUUCGCAGGCAGUCAUUGAGUUCGUCAGGCGCGGUAUUGCUGCGAAGCAGGAGCUUCAGGACAUCUGCGAGAACAUGAUGGACAACUGCCUUGCUUCCAACAGCGACACCGGCGGUGUCGGCUGUGACAACAUGACCAUUGCUAUCAUUGGACUGCUGAAGGGCAGGUCGAAGGAGGAAUGGUACAACACGAUCGCUGAGAGGGUCGCAAAUGGCGAUGGGCCGUGUGCGCCGCCAGAGUACGCAGAGUUCAGGGGUCCGGGCAUUCACCACAGGUAUGAUGACAGCCCGGAGGACUAUGACAUGGACAUGAGCCACGGCUCCAGGCUUGGACAGGGCAGCGGAGGGCGCAUCAUUCUGCUCGGCGACGGUACGGAGAUUUCCAGCGAUUCCCGUGAGAGCGAGAUGUUUGACCAUGAUGAAGAGGACAAAGACCUCGAGUCUCAAGUCAACAAGAGCCAGCGGGAAGAGACGCCCGCGCCCACGGCUCCCUCUGACGCCGGCACGCCCGCGUCAGACAAGACGGAGAAAUCGGAAACGGCGGGCACUCCUGCAGAGCCCAAGAUGAAGGCUGCCUCGGACGGGCCGGUCAGCUCGAAAUAG